Messenger RNA from Saccoglossus kowalevskii, 734 nucleotides. Its product is annotated as protein-tyrosine phosphatase mitochondrial 1-like. NCBI's taxonomy places the organism in Eukaryota, Metazoa, Hemichordata, Enteropneusta, Harrimaniidae. The record is from RefSeq and is marked validated. Gene Ontology annotation, molecular function: phosphoprotein phosphatase activity; phosphatidylglycerophosphatase activity; phosphatidylinositol-4,5-bisphosphate 5-phosphatase activity. Gene Ontology annotation, biological process: protein dephosphorylation.
GAACCAUGCGCUCGUCGCCUGCUACUGUUGGCGUUGAGAAAUCCAGGCUUGAAAACUCGCGAAAACGUACGAAGUAUUUAUUUAACUGUUUACCUCAUGCACAGUGUUUACAACGACUGAAAACUGCUUGCCCACAUUGAUUAAAUUGAUUUAGGUUGAAAAAAGCUACGCCGUCGACUGUGCUAAUGGGUGGAAUAACGGCCCGGGUUCUUUACUACCCGACUCUACUCUUUAACGUUGUCAUGUCUAAAGUAUCGUCUAGGCGCUGGUAUGACCGGAUCGACUCUACUGUCAUUUUAGGAGCAUUGCCCUUCAGAGGAAUUACCAAGCAGCUUGUGGAAGAUGAGAAUGUUCGUGCUGUGAUAACAAUGAAUGAAGAAUAUGAAACAAGAUUCUGGGUGAAUAAUAAGGAGGAAUGGGAAGCAGCUGGUGUUGAACAACUCCGACUGACGACACAAGAUUUUGUUGGUACACCGUCAUCAGAGAAUGUGAAUAAAGCUGUGGAUUUUAUUUACAAAUAUAAAGAAAUGAACAAAAGUGUUUAUAUUCACUGUAAAGCUGGUAGAACGAGAAGUGCUACUAUAACAGCUUGUUAUCUUAUGAAGGACAAUGGAUGGAAUCCCCAAACAGCUUAUAAUUUUAUCAAGUCUAAAAGAAGUCACAUCAUAUUAAGACAAAAACAAUGGAAUACAUUAGAAGAUUAUUACCAAUCAAUUAAUGAAUCACCUAGGUAA